ACAGCAGGAAUCAGUGACACAGUGCUGGGAGCUCCGUGGUGAUCACAGGCGUCUGAGUGCGGACUGCUGAGUGACUGAGUGCUAGGCAGUGGUCAUGGCAGGCGCCCGGUGGACGUGGACUCCCGUGGCACGCGAUGAGCGGUUUGCCCGAGCACACCAUACAUGUACACCAGUACGGGGGAAGCUCUAUCUGUUCGGUGGUGUUACGUCAGGGGAUUCCAGAGUGCCCCCUCUCGGAGACGUGGUGACCUUUCAGCCGGACCAGAACACGACAGAGUGCGGUGCUCCGCAGAGUGCCUUCAGGAGGAGUCACCACGAUACCACCCUGCUGGGGGAGAGAUGGCUGUGUUCUGUGGGGGGCUGGGACGGCUCACGGCGGGUGUCUUCAGUCCUCAGCUAUGACACGGAGUUGGGGGCGUGGGCGCUGUGGACGGAGGGUCAGCCCAGUAGCUCUCCGGUGGGGCUGAGCAGUCACACGUGCACCAGACUAUCCGACCAUGAGCUGUGUGUGGUGGGCAGGGAGGGCGGACUGCGCACGCAGAGACGUUACGCCAGCGUGUACACCCUGCGGGUCAACGCCAGCACCAAGACUUACUGGUGCAAAGAGGAGGAGUCUCGCACAGCAUCUCGCUCAGGGCACGCAGCCGUCCUCCUGCAGACCGACACUGGACAUGGUAGGAGGUCGGCCUACUCCCUCUAUGUCUUCGGAGGCCGAGACUCCGCUACAGCCGACUGGGCCGGGCUGUGGAGCAAAGACAAAAUCCAGGAAAACACAGACCCCAGCCCCCUGCUCAUGGAGCAGCUGUCUCGGCUUGUGGCUACGCCAAACGCUAAACGCGCCGCCCCCAAGAGCCUGAAGCACCAUUCCUGCUCCACGGUCGGCCCAUUCGUGGUGGCGUUUGGUGGAGAGACGCUCUGUAAGGGCCGGGACGCCGUCUGCAAUGAUCUCUACAUCUGUGACACGCGCUGUAACCCAGUACGCUGGUUCCACUUCCCUGGGUCUGAUCCUCACCAUAAGAGAGUGGGCCACCGGACCUGCCUGCUUAAUGAUCGCCUCUACUUGGUGGGUGGCUUCGGUGCAGACGGACAGACACCGUGUCCAGAUAUCUGCGUCCUGGAUAUUCUGUAAAAACUGCGUGUUCCAGAGAGAAGGGCUCGUCCGCUACCACACAAGCUGAGCUCAGAGUUUAUGGAAAUAGAGGAUGUGAGCACAGUACAACGUGGCUGUCUAUACUGAUCGUAUUGGGUAAUAAAUUCAGUACAAGCAAUAUACAGAACACACAAUACUAUGGUCUUAGCGCCUGCUGACUGGGAGCGGCCAUGAUGGCACCUGUGUGUGAUAUAUAAUGAGACAACAGACCUGCAUUAUUCCAAGAGUGUUAUGUAAACAGAUAAGAGGUAAUAAAGUCUGUACUGUAUACUGUUA
This is a messenger RNA of Pseudophryne corroboree (corroboree frog), 1426 nucleotides long. RefSeq names its product kelch domain containing 9 (gene KLHDC9). Bases 95 to 1129 code for a protein of 344 amino acids. The transcript has 5 exons. The record is from RefSeq and is a predicted model, not a curated record. Gene Ontology annotation, molecular function: cyclin binding. NCBI's taxonomy places the organism in Eukaryota, Metazoa, Chordata, Amphibia, Anura, Myobatrachidae.